This is a messenger RNA of Venustampulla echinocandica, 648 nucleotides long. RefSeq lists its product as uncharacterized. The record is from RefSeq and is a predicted model, not a curated record. Bases 1 to 648 code for a protein of 215 amino acids. The transcript has 2 exons. Gene Ontology annotation, molecular function: acyltransferase activity, transferring groups other than amino-acyl groups. Lineage: Eukaryota; Fungi; Ascomycota; Leotiomycetes; Helotiales; Pleuroascaceae.
AUGGGAUUUACAAUCCGAGCGGCGAGUCCGACCGACCUGCCCUCCAUAGCAACUCUUGAUAUCGCAGCUCACAAGCCAACAUCAGCCCUCCUAAACAUGAACCUACUUCCACCAGACGACAUACACGCUCUGUACCUCUCCCGUUACGCACACUUCCUGUCACAACCAGAUUGUUAUCGAUUCCUCGUUGCCAUUACAUCUAAGAAUGAAACCACACAUGGUGGAGAUAUUGCAGGCUUCCUCGUAGGAGCGAGGCCAAAACUGGAAAGUUUCGAAGAAGACGAAUGGAACCCAGUAUUCCCAGAGGAUGCGCCCGCGGAGAAGAUUGCAUGGUUCUCGGGGUUGAUGAAGUUGAUGAAGGAGGACAAGAUGAAGUAUUUUAAAAACGAUAUGUGGGAACUGGAAGCUCUCGCAACAUCACCCUCUUGCCAGCAUCGCGGAGUCGGCUCUCUUCUUCUAACUCACUGGCUACAAGAAGUCGACAUCGCUCAUGGAACGCUAUACGUUCGCGCCUCACCGUCUGGGCGUGGCCUGUACGAGAAACUCGGCUGCGUGAAUAAGGGGGAGCACUCGGUCGACGUAAGCGAUCACGGAUGGACGCAGCCUAUUGUCAACACCAACAUGAUAAGAGCAGCCAAGGGCACGUGA